This is a messenger RNA of Dentiscutata heterogama, 1071 nucleotides long. NCBI's taxonomy places the organism in Eukaryota, Fungi, Glomeromycota, Glomeromycetes, Diversisporales, Gigasporaceae. The record is from the annotation of a GenBank genome assembly.
AUGGCCGCGCCAGUGGGAAUAUUACGAAAUGCUAACCAGACGCAACAGGCACAAGAAACUUUGCAACAUGAAACUUUAGUAAAAGCAGGAUACCUUGCUAAAAGACAAGAGAGACGGAAAGUAGGGAAUAAGAAUUGGAAAAAGAGAUGGUUUGUGUUAAGGUCAACAAAGUUGGCUUAUUACAAAAGUGAAAAGGAAUAUGAGCUUUUGAAAAUUUUGGACUUGAAUGAUAUUCACGCGGUUGCUGAGGUGAAGGUGAAAAAUAGGUCCAAUGUAUUUGGUAUUGUUACGCCUAAGCGUACAUUUUACGUCCAAGCGGAAAAUAAAAAAGGUCUUGAUGAUUGGGUGGAUGCAAUAAAUAAAGUCAAGAAAGAAGUUCAAGAAAAUGAUGAACUUUUUGAUGAUGAAGGAAGUCAAGCUGAUGCUGAAGAUACGGUGACAAAAGGGAAAAAAACUAAACGUCUCACUAUUCAAUUAAAAUCCAAAAUUUCAGCGCCAGUUUCGGAUAAACAGACUACUAAAACCUCGGCGAAAGAGACAUCUGCUAUUGAUAUUCCAAAUUCGCAAGUUCAAACAGCAGAACAUGGUGAAGGUGGAAAUUCAUACGUAUCAGUUUCCUCUUUUACAUCCGGAGGCUCCAUUCCUAAUGUAUCAUCACAACCUUCAAGUCCGGUAACAGCUAAUUUUGUGCCGGAAAGAAAGGAUAGUAGUGAUCCUACUGCCAGUUCUGAAGAGGAAGAGGGAGGCCCCGUUGAUGUAACAGGUGAAAAUGUCAAUAAUGAUGGUCGUGAAAUCCAAAAAGGAUAUUUAUUUAAACUUGAUAGAUAUAAGGCAACUUGGAAAAAAAGAUGGUUUGUACUAGAUAACAAGAAACUAGCAUAUUACAAAGACCCUAAGGAUCAUCGUCCUCAUUUGAAUCUUAAUCUUUCGGAUAUUCUCGAUGCUAUCGAAACUGAUUCUUCUCCCUACAAAUCAAGACAACAUUGUUUCAAAAUAAUUACUCCUAAACGAACAUAUAUUUGUUGUGCUCCUGAUGAAAAAUCUCUAGUAACGUGGUUGGCUGCUCUACAA